Molecule: messenger RNA, 846 nt
Organism: Kluyveromyces lactis
Lineage: Eukaryota; Fungi; Ascomycota; Saccharomycetes; Saccharomycetales; Saccharomycetaceae
Gene: VAB2
Product: Vab2p
Exons: 1
Coding region: 1-846 (281 amino acids)
Source: RefSeq, a predicted model, not a curated record
AUGAGUUUCCUAUUCUAUGGAGAUUCGAAGCACCUGAGGAAGCGAGAGAGCUUCCACUUUGCGACAAUUGAAAAGAGUGAUUAUUCUAAACAGUUGCAAUCAUUGCCUUUGCUUCCCUCUUCCUCUUCAUUGAGACAAGAUCAUAUAUUCUCCAAUGUGGCCAAGGAAGUAAAUCAAAUCAGUGACGAUGUUGCCAUAAUUUAUUCGAGACUUCAGGAAGAAAUCGAUACAGAACAAUCGCAGACGAAAGAAGUAAAUAACAAGAUCAACCACUCGGUAAAAAAACUAGAGUCUAGCUUUUCUAAGUUAGUAAAACUACGAUCAAAAUUCACUAAGGAUUCGGAUAAACAGUUAAAACAGUUCGAAAGCAAAUAUUCUGACAUUGAUAAGAAGGUACGAAUAAUCAGAGAUGUGAAUGAAGAAUUAUUAGACUACGUAACUAGAAACGGUAGUAUAAAAGUUGAUGCGACGCAAUUCAGCAAAAUUUCAAAGCUGUUGCAAGAAAGGUUCCCAGAGAGUAGUAACACGACAGAAACCGAAGCGAAUAAGGACAAUAGUGGGCAGUCACAGAACGAAGCUAAUUCCGAGAGUUUGAACAGCUCUUAUUCGAGGCAAAGUACAAAUGGAAGCCAAAAUAAUGCUAAAAAAGAUUAUCAUAGUACCAAAGGAAAUUCAGCGGACUCAAACACCACCAAAUCGUACCGUCAGUCGAUAUCCUCGGCGCCAUUAGCACUGUCAUCAAUCCGGAGUACAUCAAGGCCAUCAAUCGCUACAACUCUUGAGCAUAUAUGUAUCACAGAACCGUUCACUAGACCUCGAGGCAUGAGCAAAUCGGCUGACUUAUGA